Messenger RNA from Coffea eugenioides, 1711 nucleotides. RefSeq names its product dihydropyrimidinase-like. Bases 568 to 1440 code for a protein of 290 amino acids. The record is from RefSeq and is a predicted model, not a curated record. Gene Ontology annotation, molecular function: dihydropyrimidinase activity. Gene Ontology annotation, cellular component: cytosol. Gene Ontology annotation, biological process: pyrimidine nucleobase catabolic process. NCBI's taxonomy places the organism in Eukaryota, Viridiplantae, Streptophyta, Magnoliopsida, Gentianales, Rubiaceae. The transcript is spliced from 9 exons.
GAAAUGAAACUUGAAGAACUACUGUUUAUGCACUGUUGUUCUUCAUCACUUUCUACAUUGCUGUCCUGAUAUUGAUCUCUUGGACAUGGCCUUUAUGUUUGUCGUCUCGUACUAUCGUGAAAUCCCAACGGUUGUUUGAUUCUUCCAUUAGGUAUUUAAUCUCAAUGUAACUGAUAACUCCUUAAAUCCAUGAGAUCUGGGAUAUUCAAGGGCCAACCACUGUUUAUGUCAGUACUUCUUGUGUAAGUUUAAAAUGUAUUCCUUAGUUGUCUUCAAAUACCUAAAGCUGUGGUUUUAUCCAUCUGAAAAGUUCAUCCAUAACUUGUUAAUGAAUUUUGGCUUGUCUUUGCACCAGUUCUUAUUAGCACCAUAAAGUUACAAUGAUAGCUGCUCUAACAAUAGGAACACAACAAUUUUUCUGUUUGGCUUUUAAAAUCAGAUGUCAAAUUUGGUGACCAGAUUUGUUGCGUCUAAUUUUGUCUUCUCAAACUAGAGAAGUAAUAAUUUACUUUUUAUCAUGAUUUUUUUUAAUUUACAAUUCAUGGCAGUUCCCUUAGCGAAAUCUUCAUGCAGCUAGAAGCAGAGGCCACUGCUCGGGCUAUUCGUUUGGCUGGUUUUAUUAACACACCUUUGUACAUAGUACAUGUCAUGAGCAUUGAUGCAAUGGAAGAAAUAGCUAAAGCUCGGAAAUUAGGUCAGCGAGUUGUUGGCGAACCAGUGGUUUCAGGUCUAGUUCUAAAUGAUUCUGGCCUUUGGGACCCAGACUUCAACAUUGCAGCAAAGUUUGUCAUGAGCCCACCUAUUCGAGCACCAGGGCAUGGAAGGGCUCUUCAGGCAGCGGUUUCAAUGGGUGUCCUACAGGGAUUCCACGUGGUGCCAGAGAACACUGGCAAAUCAGCAUUUGGAAAGCUAGUUGGUACCGACCACUGUACCUUCAACUCAACACAGAAAGCUUUUGGAAUAGAUGAUUUCAGAAAAAUCCCAAAUGGUGUCAAUGGCAUUGAGGAGAGAAUGCAUCUGGUUUGGGAUACAAUGGUGGCCUCAGGGAAAAUAUCUGUCACUGAUUAUGUACGGAUAACAAGCACUGAAUGUGCUAGGAUAUUCAAUAUCUAUCCAAAGAAGGGAGCAAUACUUCCUGGAUCAGAUGCAGACAUAAUCAUAUUAAAUCCCAAUUCAAGUUUUCAGAUAAGCUCAAAUUCUCACCAUUCAAGAUCAGAUACAAAUGUCUAUGAGGGAUGGAUCGGGAAGGGAAAAGUUGAGAUAACUAUUGUUGGUGGAAGGAUUGUUUGGGAAAAUAAUGAACUAAAGGUUAAUCUUGGUUCGGGCAAAUACAUAAAAAUGCCACCUUUCAAUUAUCUUUUUGAUGGAAUUGAGAAAGCAGAUGUGAGUUACAUCUCUUCCCUAAGAGCACCAGUGAAUCGAUUUAAAGCCAUGCAAUGAAAUGUAUGAAUACUUGUAAAGUAACAUAAUUGAAUACUAAAUAGCUUUUCGUUUCUACAAAGCAAUAAGUUGAAGGACUACGUUGAUGUAUUUUAUUUUGUCUCUCUUUUAUGAAAGUUAUAUGCUGGCAAACGGGUGUAAGAUUGUUGGCACUACUUUAUCACAAAUUGUGCACUUCAUCCUCUAAGGAAGCCCCAGGUUGUCCUCCUUGUUUAGCAAUAGUUAGAUGAUUUUGGUUCCAAAUGUUUCUUAGCUGCUAUACUAUAGUGCA